AUGGGUGCCCAGGCUGUGCUCGGCCUCCUGGUGUGGGCUCUCCUUGCUGACACCACCUACCACCUCCAUGCAGCGUAUGGCUGGGUGCUGUUUGUGUCCAUCUUCCUCUGGGUAGCGACAGUCCUGCUCUUUGUGAUGUACCUCCUGCAGCUCCCCAUGAAGUUCUACAUGGUCCCCUGGCCCCUCAUGCUGAUGAUCUUCAACGCAGUGGCAACCGUUCUGUACAUCGCUGCCUUUGUCACAUGCUCAGCAGCCGUGCGUCCCACCUCGUGGCGCCAGUGGGAUUACAACAGGAGAGCUGCCGCCUCCUUCUUCGCCGGCCUCGUGAUGCUCACCUAUGGGGCGAGCACCUUCUUCAGCUUCCGUGCCUGGAAAGGACUGGGCAGCAACGCAGCCACCAGCCAGGCGGCCAGCCAUGCUUGAGGCCGCCAUCGUUGCCGCUGUCCAUGGUGCUGCAGUCCCAUCCGUCAGCGCUCUGCUCUCGGGUGACUGCGAGAUGCUGAGGGCUCACCGAGGUUGAAGCUCCUGGUGGUCCUCACACGGUGCACAGGAGCCAGCUGCUCACUGGAACACUUGUAGCGAGGAGGCUCACCACGUUGGGUGCACUCCAGUACUAACAUUCACUAAACCAAGCCCGCGUGGCUGCCUGUGGUCGUGCACAGAUGCGGUGUAAAUAAUUGCAAUUAACUUCUGUCAGUGGGGUCAGAGCUGGAGGAUGAAGUCUAAACUGUAGGGCUCAUAAGAAGUCUAAACUGUUAUCACACUGAUCUUCAAAAUAAAAAAGUCAAAGCACGGUUUUAUGCUUGAAAUAAAUAUCUUCCUAAAUCCAA
Molecule: messenger RNA, 830 nt
Organism: Meleagris gallopavo (turkey)
Lineage: Eukaryota; Metazoa; Chordata; Aves; Galliformes; Phasianidae
Gene: PLLP
Product: plasmolipin
Biological process (GO): myelination
Cellular component (GO): membrane
Molecular function (GO): structural constituent of myelin sheath
Source: RefSeq, a predicted model, not a curated record